AUGUUGACCGGUUCGUGUCUAUGCACCGUGAACAAAUACAUAAUCACCAAUGAAGAUGCUGCUGUACUCCGGAAGGUGACAAAUCCAUACUUCCGAACAAGCAUAAUAUGCCACUGUCCUCGCUGCCGCAAGAUCGGCGGUGGAUACACUACCACUAACCUUGUCAUGUCAAAGACGAGCUUCAAAUUGAAAAGCUCAUGGAAGUGGUGCUCUCUUAUUCCGGGUAUAUCAAAGAUCAGCACCAGCACCUUCAACGCUGUCUUGCCAGAUGAUAAGCAUGGACAUAUCUGUUUUUGCCGCCAUUGUGGAUCGGUGCUCUAUCGCGAAGCUAAAAUGCAGGGAUGGCGCGGCCUAAUAUUUGUGCCAGUGGGCACGCUUGAUGACAUUGACUCCGUCAGCGACUUGAGAAAGGAGGAGUGGUACUGA
Molecule: messenger RNA, 426 nt
Organism: Penicillium canariense
Lineage: Eukaryota; Fungi; Ascomycota; Eurotiomycetes; Eurotiales; Aspergillaceae
Product: GFA family protein
Exons: 2
Coding region: 1-426 (141 amino acids)
Molecular function (GO): carbon-sulfur lyase activity
Source: RefSeq, a predicted model, not a curated record